AUGAUCGAUAGCCCGACGCAGCCUUCUCAAGAUUCGUACAGAAGACCCACGCUGGCCAACACGACUGAGCUCGACUUUUUUAAUUUGAAUUUGAAUGACGAGCCAAUAAACAAGCAUAGAUCUUCUUACGUGGCUCCAGGUCCAGGUCCAGGUCCAGGUCAAGUUGCAGCUCCAGACCCCCACUCGUCAUCCCCAACGAUCACCCACAAAUCAUCCUCCGACAACUUCAACUUGAACAACGAAAGGCGGGGCUCCAGAUUUGACUUUGCUUCUCAGUCUUCCCCCCUCUCUUCUCAAUUCCCCCCAAGUCUACAACCUUUAGACAACAGCGCGCUUGGUCUCGAGCUCAACCAAAGAAAUCCUUUCAACCAAAUCCUCCCCAAACUCUCCCCAAUUCAAAACCAUCCUCCUGCGCACUUUUUCAACUUGCCUCCUCUUCCUCUCUCUUCUCCCACACAGCCAAGAUUUUUCCCUUUUGACGUUCAAUCCCAGUCUCAGUCUCAGACCCAGCAACCGCAGUCAAGUCUCAAUGAUCUCGGCAAAGGCACUCCCACGUCUAGCAUUCCUCCCCUUACUACCCUCUUCAUCGUUGAAUUCAAGGCUGCGAGGUCCGACUUAUUUUACUCUCUAGACACUUCCCUCUCUUCGAAUAUACACUUUGGUGACCUCGUCAUUGUUGAAGCUGACAGGGGCAAGGAUCUUGGUAAAGUUACAAAUGACUCCCUCACUAUCGAAGACUUGAACCAAUUCCAAUUUUCUCAAUCUGGGCAGUCUGUUCAUCCCAUCCACUCAGACUUUUCUAUGCCCACUUCAAGACCUUCUAUAUCUGUUUCUCCUUUGGAUGAUGCUCCCUCACCAACAUCCUCCGUUCAUCAAUUACCCGCUGCUUCUGCUACCCACAACAAUCACAACCCUGCUUUUGAAGCUCUCAAGACCGUCUCUAAAGACCUCCAACCAAAGAAAAUAUUUGCCAAGGCUUCCACUUCUGAUACUCAGUUGUUGAUUACUAAGCGCCAAGAUGAAUCAAAGGCCCUGCAAAUCUGUAUCUCAAAAGUUAAACAAAGGAACUUGCCAAUGGAAGUUAUUGACGCUGAAUACCAAUGGGAUAGACGCAAAUUAACCUUUUAUUUCAUUUCCGAACAAAGGAUAGACUUUAGAGAAUUAGUUAGAGAACUUUUUAGAGGUUUUAAAACUCGAAUUUGGAUGUCGAAUAUCUCAGCCACUGCUUCUGUUCAAUUAGUUCAAUCAUUGCAGGCUCAAGCUCAAGCCCAAGCCCAAGCUCAUUUCCCUCAACAAAUGCCUCCAAUGAUCAACAUCCACGAUCCUCCUUCUCCUUUGACAUCCUUGAACGAUUUACCAAAGCAAUAA
This is a messenger RNA of Wallemia ichthyophaga EXF-994, 1368 nucleotides long. RefSeq lists its product as uncharacterized. Lineage: Eukaryota; Fungi; Basidiomycota; Wallemiomycetes; Wallemiales; Wallemiaceae. Gene Ontology annotation, cellular component: cytoplasm. The transcript is spliced from 2 exons. Bases 1 to 1368 code for a protein of 455 amino acids. The record is from RefSeq and is a predicted model, not a curated record.